Molecule: messenger RNA, 1315 nt
Organism: Thamnophis elegans (Western terrestrial garter snake)
Lineage: Eukaryota; Metazoa; Chordata; Lepidosauria; Squamata; Natricidae
Exons: 3
Coding region: 161-1210 (349 amino acids)
Source: RefSeq, a predicted model, not a curated record
GGCUUCAGGCGGAGGUAAAGUGCUUUCAUCGGUUGGGGAUGAUGGGAGAAGGAGUCCUCCCCCUCUCCAGCAAAUCACCAAGGCUGAGUUAAACGUGGCACCAGCCAAGACUGUCCACGCGUGUUUCUUUCCCCACCCAACUAGAAAAGUUCCACCCCCGAUGCAUGGAAGGGGGGGUGGAGAAAGAAGCAGCAAAGCAGCCCCGCCCAUGCAUGCAUGCAUGCAUUGCAUUUCUGCAUGCAUGCAACCCCGCAGCCUUUUGGCGUGCGUGGGUUUCCAAAGCCAGCCAUGCCAAAAAAAAGGGGGGGGGGAGGCGCAAUUGCCCAUCCUCACCUGCCAGGAUCGCCUUGCCCGGGUGCGUCAGCUUGACUUUGCCGGCCGGGGCUGCGGCGGCCAGGCAGCGGGGUCGGGCGAAGGGGCUGACGAAGCCCGCGGCCGGCGGGGUGGAAGACAUCGCGGCUGCGGGAGGAAGAGGAGGAGGAGGAGGAGGCGGCUGGUGCCAAGCAAGCGGCCCGCUGCUCGGAUAUACCCCUCCGGGGGCGUGAUCGCCGCCGCCCCCUUUCUUCCCUUCCCACCCCACGGGCAGGCGGGGCAGCCAGGCGUCACGGCUCGCCCGGGCUCGGGAGGCGCGGCCAGCCGCGGGGAAGGUGGAGCCGGCUGGCAGCGUGCACGGCGGUGGAGGAGGGGUUGCGUUCACACGACCGCCCCGCUUUGCACGCGUUGGAAAGCUGGUGGAUGCAUGGAGCGAAGUGGGCGCCGCCCCCCCCCCCACCAACCCCUGGGAAGUGUGCACGGGAGUGGAGGGGUUGCGUUCACACGACCCACCCACCCUGCUUUGCAAGGAGGGGGAAGCUGGUGGCGUGGACGGUGGCUGUGUGGAGCGGGCGCCGACCCCAACCCCUGGGAAGCGUGCACGGGAGUGGAGGGGUUGCGUUCACACGACCUCCCCGCUUUGCAUGGAAGGGGAAAGGUGGUCGCUGCGUGGAGCGGAGUCGGCGCUGCUUCCAACCGCUUGGCAGUGUGCGUGGGAGUGAAGGGCUUGCAUUCACACGACCCACGCUUUGCACGCAGGUGUGACCCGAAGACUAGCUCUCUGGGGAAGCCUCCUAAGCUAGGAAAGGUAUUACAAACGAGGAAUGGAGGAAGAGGAGGGGCGUUACAUACGAUUUUAAAAAACGCAUCCCUCCCACCAGGAAGUCCCCAAAACUAAUUUCACCUUAUUCGCCCGACCGCGGCGUUGCUUAAGAGUAACUUUGUUAAGCAUUAACCGCUGGAUGCUGUCCAGAAACAACUGGAUUAGGCAAAAAAAAAAAAA